This is a messenger RNA of Elgaria multicarinata webbii, 5333 nucleotides long. It is a transcript of the gene TMEM184B, whose product is annotated as transmembrane protein 184B. Gene Ontology annotation, biological process: transport. Lineage: Eukaryota; Metazoa; Chordata; Lepidosauria; Squamata; Anguidae. Gene Ontology annotation, molecular function: transporter activity. The coding region runs from base 277 to 1530 and encodes 417 amino acids. Gene Ontology annotation, cellular component: membrane. The record is from RefSeq and is a predicted model, not a curated record. The transcript has 10 exons.
GGGCCGCGGCAAUCAUAAGCCCGAGCCCAGCGCUGAGAAGUGGCGACGCGACGCCUAACGGGACGGAGCGGCUGCGAAGCCACCGGCCUGCCCGGGAAGAGACUUGUCCUGGCGAUGGGCUCCUGAGGGCCUCUCGCUCUGCCCCGUCCCCCGAGUGACGGAGCGGUCCCGGCCGGAGGAGGGGAAGCGGCGACAGCCCCGGGACGGAGCCUCAAGUCCGGCUGGUGCCGCGUGGCGGUUUGAAGCACCCACAGCUACGAAGUGACUAAAAAAGACAUGAUGAUCGUAGGGACUGGGGUCGCUUUGGUGCCUGAGCUGGGCUCCCCAGCUAGCACACCUGCUGCAGCCCCCAACUUAUCCUGGCCGCCUGAGGAUGGCAGCCCUACUGUUAUGGAGCAACCAAUAUUCCUAAUGACUACAGCUGCUCAGGCCAUCUCAGGUUUCUUUGUGUGGACAGCUCUGCUAAUCACCUGCCAUCAGAUCUAUAUGCACCUGCGCUGCUACAGUUGCCCCAAUGAGCAACGCUAUAUUGUCCGGAUCCUUUUCAUUGUGCCCAUUUAUGCUGUCGACUCAUGGCUCAGCCUCCUUUUCUUCACCAAUGACCAGUACUAUGUUUACUUUGGCACUGUACGGGAUUGCUAUGAAGCUUUUGUAAUCUACAACUUCCUUAGCCUCUGCUAUGAGUACCUUGGUGGGGAGAGCUCAAUUAUGUCUGAGAUCAGAGGGAAGCCUAUUGAGUCAAGCUGUAUGUAUGGGACUUGUUGCUUAUGGGGAAAGACAUACUCCAUCGGAUUCCUGAGAUUUUGCAAACAGGCUACUCUGCAGUUCUGUGUGGUGAAGCCCCUCAUGGCAAUUAUUACAGUUGUCCUUCAGGCAUUUGGCAAGUACCGUGACGGGGACUUCGAUGUCACAAGCGGGUACCUCUACGUGACAAUCAUUUACAAUAUCUCUGUCAGUUUGGCCCUCUAUGCCCUCUUCCUCUUCUAUUUCGCCACACGUGAACUGCUCAGUCCCUACAGCCCUGUCCUGAAAUUCUUCAUGAUCAAGUCUGUCAUUUUCCUGUCCUUCUGGCAAGGGAUGCUGUUGGCCAUCCUGGAGAAGUGCGGUACAAUUCCUAAGAUCCACUCAGCCAAUGUAUCUGAGGGGACAGUGGCAGCUGGCUACCAGGACUUCAUCAUCUGUGUGGAAAUGUUCUUUGCGGCCAUUGCUCUGCGCCAUGCGUUCACGUACAAGGUCUAUGCAGACAAGCGUCUUGAUGCGCAAGCUGUUCCAUCAUAUGGGCCAUAUGGCCGUUGCGCCCCCAUGAAGAGCAUCUCUAGCAGCCUUAAGGAAACCAUGAACCCCCAUGACAUAGUGCAGGAUGCCAUCCACAACUUCUCUCCAGCCUACCAGCAGUACACUCAGCAGUCAACCCUAGAACAUGGACCACCCUGGCGUAAUGGUGGUCACGUCAUCUCACGCUCCCAUAGCAGCUCUGGCGCCCGUGACAAUGAGAAGACCCUGCUCCUGAGCUCGGACGAUGAGUUCUAAGGGGGUGAUGGAUCACGACACACCCUGGAACAUUCCCUUUAUUUAUUGAACCAGGAACGCAGGUCAUAGCCCCACCUCCCUUUUAAAUGGUGCUCAAGUCAGGAAUGGGCACUUCCUGUUGCCAAUUGUGAGCAUGGACUAUUGUGGCUAAUAUGAGUGGUUUGGAUGGUCAUUCCUAGACUCUUCCCUAAAGGCUUAACUGGAGCACGUUUCACUUAAUAAGGAAGAGAUAAAGAACACUUAAAUCCACCUGGCAUAGAGUAGAGCAAAGGCCCAGGAUGAGUGGCACGCACUUUCUUUGGGGUGUUUUUUCUGCUAUUUUUUAAAGAGGAGGGCUGGUGGUAGAGGGGUCAGGCUCAAGAAACUUGAAGAAAAGAGGCUGUAUCUUAACACAUUUGUUAAGAUGUUUGGAUAUGACUGGCUGAAACCAGAAGCAGCUGAGAUUUCUUUUCCCCACUGCACUACUAAAAUGUACUUCCAUACACAUAUUUCUGGGUAGUUAUUUGGGAUGUAUAGGUUGAACCUCAUCCCUAAACAUUGUCCCAUUAUUAACUUUGACCAACUUUGGGAUCAUGACCAGAAUUCCCGUUGGUCUUUUCCAUGUGUGAUCUGCCUCUGCCAAUGAUCAGCAUUGGGUACUUCAGAAUGGAGCAAUAUUCUGUUUUAGAAUAGGGGAAGUAGAGAUGGGGAAAGGAAGAGAAACAACUUCUGGAUUGAAACGGUGAGCAGGUCUUGAAGCCUCUUUCUCCUUGUUGAAGUGGAGGGCGGAUUCUGUGAUGCGUUUCUUGCCCAACAUUUCAAGAGAUUACAAGGCACUUCCUGAAAAAAUAGGAUUUGCUCCAUCUAUAGAGGAAAAGGCAUUUGGAAGAUGAUGAUGGGCACAACCCAGAGAGGAGCUCUCACACAACAUACUGCCCCUUAUAUUGGAUGAGGAUGCCAAGAGGAUUGAAAAUGCACAUCCCAUCCAUACACUUCAGAUGUGCCUCUGAUCUGCGUACAUGGUGUCUGAUCCAGCUAUUGAAUCCACAUGCAAAAGUCUGCUUUCCUGCACAGAUUUCCAUUGCUGGUUAGAUCAUGUGUAUUUAGGCAUUUAUUUCUCCAGUCAUUAAUUUCAUUCUCUUUUGUAUUCUCUCUUGUGAAGGAGUUCUACAAACAUUGAUAUUAAAAUGUCUUUACCGCAUCUAACCUUCUUCUUAAGAGCUGUAUAUUCUUAUGUUUUAAAUUCCAGAACAUCUGUUGCAAGUUACCAGGUCUCCUUGCUGUUUGUCAAUAUUUUACCUUUGUUAAUAGUUAAUUUUAAGUGCCAGUGGGAUAGAGUUUGCCUGAGAUGGUGAACAUUCCAUCUUCUCUUCCCUCACUCUUGUACUGGGCCUGUUGUAGUUUGGCUAGGAGUUGAAAACAUAUCUAUGUGGUGUGCAGCUAUUAUAUUGCCGUUACGUUCGCUACAGCCCAUAUGAUUUUUGAUUUUUGAUUUUUUUAAAAAAGUAUAUUGAUUUUCUAUUGACCUUGUUAGGCCUGGCCUGAAACUUUAUUGAAAGUCACUACAUAAGAAUCGCAAGACCCCUUUCUAAGCUGAAAAGCAUGCUGGUUGAUGGCUUUUCCAAAAACCUUGAUAUGUUAAUGAUUUAAAGCUGGAAAGGACAAUAUAAUUAAUUGCAGUGUACUGCACUUCUCUGUUGCUGUUGUGGUUACUUGUGCCUGUAUUAACACUGCCCACAGAAAAGGGGAAUAACAUUAGACCUCGUCUUUCCCUGACACCUCUCUCAAUUUCUCUUCCUCAUCUACUAUUAGAAAUGCUAAUUCUGUUCUAAGCUGCUAUAUGUCUCUCCUCCAUAGUUUGUUGUGGUUUUGGGGCACCUGCUCUCUUACGGUGCUUUUAUGGAGAGUCUAGAUAGAAAUGAGGAUCUCUGAGGUUUGGCUUUUUUUUUUUGGUUCCUUUUCUCUGUGCCUUAAUGUUCUCGCUCACACACCCCACCCCACACCAUGGCUGAUGCAGCUCUCAAGGGCAAGCGCCGAACCCUUCAAGUUUUGCUUCGUUGGGCAAGAGUGUGUUUGCUUGGGCCUUGGCAGGUUUGCCAGGACUUGGGACUUUUCUUCCUGGGGGCAUGGUUGUGCUACUGCUGUGGUUUGCAUUUCACUCAUUCCAGAAGGAUGGAGGUGGAGCACAACAGCUCCAUCCAUAUUCCCUGCUCAAAAGAGCCAGAGGGGUUGGCAGCUCAGGAGAUAAAGGAAGCAGAAGAAGAGAAGAUGUAAAAGCAACACGUUUCUGUAAAUACAAAAUCAUCCCUCUCAUUGCAGUUACACCUGGACAAUAUAUUCUUGUGGGUUGACUUUUAAAAUCCUGUUGCUUCUUUCUUUUUCUUUUUUUAAAGGAACCCUCAACUAUCAGUACCCCCAUUAUUAAAUUGUAGUAUAUCAAGCAGUGAUUUGUGCCACUGUAGCGGUAGCAUGAUCCUAAGCUCUCUCUGCCUUCUCUUCUAACACUAGAUGUGGUUGUAUUGAACUUCUGAGAGUCUUUCUUGCAGAACCUUGCCAGAGCAGCGCAACUGCAUUUUCGCAGUUGUGCAGCUCUUGGUGCAGAAAAACUACAUGCUGCUCUUGCACCAGUUGUGGAGCUUGGCUCAGGUCUCUGCACCUAUGGGAGAGGAUAGCUUUUUUGUGCGAUCAGUAGGACCCUUUCAUGUAAUGGCAUGACACAGGGCUAGGUUUCAAAGAGCCCUCAAAUGAACUUUUGCUUGUUUGGUUCCUUUUCACUUCUGACUUUGGAACAGAGGAGGAGAUGUUGCUCCGUUUACUCAUACCUGCUUCUGGGAGACUGUUCGUCUCUGCCCCAUUUGGCUUCCAUAUAAUUCCCACCUGUGUUCCCAUUUGCAAUUCACACUGUUACAUUUACUUGUGAUGAGUCAUCAAGGUGAGCCCCCUUUUUGUAUGGUAUGGGUGAAGGCUGUACUGCUGACUUGCAGGUAUUUCAGUGUUGGGAGGAGUUCUCUCUAUAUAUUUUUAUCUUUUUUAAAAUGUAGACCAUAUAUAAAUAUAUAAUGUGCAUAGGAACUGGCUUUUCUUGAAGCUUCCUAUAAGUAGUGGUUUCAAGUAGAUAUAACCCUCUCGGAGCAAGAACGAGGUCCAGUAGCAACAGCAUCCCCCAACCUGGUGCCCUCCAAAUACAACUCCCAGAAUUCAGGGUGAGAGUUGAAAUCCAAAAUACCUGUAGGGCACCAGGUUGGAGAUGGCUGAAUAAUAGCAAAAGGUCUUGAACUGUGUGAGUUAAAAAAAAAAAAGAGCCAUAUGAAAGAACCAGUGCAAAGUUAUUUUUGAUUGGUGUGUGUGUGUGUGUGUUUUGCUGUGGGCCCAAAGAGCUUAACCCUCCAUGCAGCCAUGAUCAUGCAUUCCAAUUAGGGCUUCUCAGAAGCUGAUCAUUUUAAUAUACAUGUGUAUAUUAAUAUACAUUUAAUAUACAUGCGUAUACAUCAAUCCCAACAAAAUGCUCUUGGCACUGCUCUCUUCCUUGCCCUGCUCUCUCCUUCCCCUCCUUGUUUUUUUUACCAUGUAACAAACCCCCCUCGAAUUUUGUUUUUACUAUUUUUCCAUGUAGUUUAGAUAUUUGUAUAUAAAUGACUGGGAUGGGGUGGGGGAGAAUACUCUGUAUGAUAAGAAAGAGUUACCUAGUUUUGUACCUAUCAUGUAAUAACUGAUGUGCGCUCAGAGACAAGCUGUUGUCUCUGUUUUGGUCUUUGUGAAGUUAUACUGCUCUGCGAAAACAAGAAAAUAUGACAAAUAAAAAUAUAGAGAUAAUAUAGAUUGUA